Messenger RNA from Oldenlandia corymbosa var. corymbosa, 506 nucleotides. NCBI's taxonomy places the organism in Eukaryota, Viridiplantae, Streptophyta, Magnoliopsida, Gentianales, Rubiaceae. The record is from the annotation of a GenBank genome assembly.
CGUAUACUUCUCUCCACCUCGAACAGUUGAUCUUGAUUCCUGACUAUGGUUUUCCAGGUUCAAUCUCAAGUAUGGGCACUUUUUUGUCUUCUUACCACCGCUUUCGCCGGUACGUUUGAUCCAGACUUUCAAGACGUCGAUCCGAAGCAGCCGGAAGUGGUGCGGGUCGGAAAAUCAGCCGUAGGCCAAUACAACAUGGACCAAAAAGCCGACUUGAAGUUCGAGACUCUGGUGAAGGCACAAUACAAAAAAUCGCCCUUCUUUGAGCAUUUUUGGAUUCUUGAGAUUCAAGCCCAAAAUGCGGCUGGUGAGACGCAUCGUUACGAGGCAAAACUCUACUCGCCAUUACGUCAAUAUGAGGCUGAAGUUACUUCCUUUACCCAAAUAGAUUAAUGUCAUACAUUAAUUUUGUGACUUCAUUUCAAUAGGUGUCAACUAUCAAAUGUUAUGAAAUGAUGCCUUAAUUUGAAGAUAAACAAUAACUGUCGAAAUGAAGUUUCUUUUUG